This is a messenger RNA of Colletotrichum destructivum, 1068 nucleotides long. RefSeq names its product Putative pectin lyase/virulence factor. The transcript has a single exon. NCBI's taxonomy places the organism in Eukaryota, Fungi, Ascomycota, Sordariomycetes, Glomerellales, Glomerellaceae. The coding region runs from base 1 to 1068 and encodes 355 amino acids. The record is from RefSeq and is a predicted model, not a curated record.
AUGGCCAAGUUCUCCCUCCUCACGGCAGUGCUGGCACUAGCCUCCUCCGUCUCUGCCCAGUGCGGUUCCGGCACUCCCAACGCCCGCGUGACCGGCUCCGGAAGUUCCUUCGUGGCAACCAGAGGAUCCACCCAGGUCUACACCGGCUCUAACUACCUCGCCGCCAUCCAGGCCGCCGUCGACGCCAUCACGAGCGGCCAGCGCGUCUCUGUCAUCGCUUCCGGCUCCAUCGGCGCCGGCACCAUCACGAUCGGCGCCGGCAAGACCUUCGAGGGCUGCGGCACCAUCAAUGCCGGCCUCCGCUCCGGCCGCGGUGCCAUCGAGGUCACCGACGCCGCCGGCGUCAAGAUCCCCUACCUCACCAUGACCGGCAACCCCUACUUCGGCUUGCGCUUCUCCGGUACCAAGGACCUCACCCUUGGUGCCAUCAACAUGAACCUCAGCGGCGGCAUCGGCAUCCGCUUCGACCGCGACCGCGCCGCCAACUCCAACGUCAAGAUGGGCACCAUCACCGUCAACGGCGCCGGCAGCCACGCCGUCGAGACUUGGAACAUCGACGGCCUCACCAUCGACCAGGUCAUCGCCCGUAACUGCGGCGAGUCCGGCCUGCUGCUCCAGAACACCAUAAACGCCCGCGUCGGUCUCGUCGACGGCAACAACAUCGGCGCCGGCACCGGCUACGGCACCCUCCGCUUCGCCAACAACAACGGCCAGCUCGCCAACGGCGCCUACACCACCAACGUCUUCAUCACAAAGGUCGUCUCCCGCGGCGGCGGCCGUGGCGUCUUCUGCGUCUCCCAGUCCGGCGGCGCCGAGAUCGGCACCAUCGACCUCGCCAACAACGGCAACAACGCCAUCCUCAUCGAGAACUGCUACGGCAUUACCAUCAAGGGCGGCACCGUCAAGGGCGGUGGCGAGGUCCGCAUCUCCGCCCGCUCCGAGUUCCCCAACACCCGCGACAUCUCCAUCACCGCCAAGGUCGACGACACCACCGUCCGUGAGUCCCCUUGCGGCACGAACAUCAAGUGGAACCUCUCCGGCAACGCCGCCCGCAACAUCUGCUCCUAA